This is a messenger RNA of Oryza brachyantha (malo sina), 2065 nucleotides long. RefSeq names its product putative transcription factor bHLH041. Lineage: Eukaryota; Viridiplantae; Streptophyta; Magnoliopsida; Poales; Poaceae. Bases 89 to 1402 code for a protein of 437 amino acids. Gene Ontology annotation, molecular function: protein dimerization activity. The transcript has 4 exons. The record is from RefSeq and is a predicted model, not a curated record.
UGAUCAGCUGUUCUUGGCAAUCAUUAAGCUUUUUGUAGCUACUGGCUAGCUUGCUGGGCUGAUCAUUUCCUUGCGGAUCUAUCUGUCCAUGGAGGACGUGUGGUGCAGCCUGGAGGAGGAGAUCGCCGCCGGCAUCCAGGACCACCAGCCGCCGCCGCCCGACCUCCAUGACCCCAGCUUCUGGCCGGCUUUCGCCGAGUGCGCCGCGAGUUUCAUCGCCGGCGGCGACGGGGACAAUGCGUGCUUCGCCGGCGUCGCGGACGUCGACCUUAUGGGCGAUGACUGCAGGGCGGUGGCCAUGGACGACGACGGCGACGGUGGCUUCUUCGUGGGAGAGGCGGCCGAGCACCUGAUGCUGACGUCGUCGCCGUCGUCGCUCUCGUCGUCCAGGCGCUCCCUCUCCAUCGACAGCGCCGGCUCCAUGUCCUCCUUCUCGCUCGACGCCGCCGCGGCGCUGUCGGCCGUCGUCCCGCAGUACCAGCUGGCGCCGCCCGGCCUGUUCGCGCCCGCCCCCGCCGACGACCACGACGACGCCAUCAUGCGCGCCAUGAUGGCCGUCAUCUCCUCCGCCUCGGCGUCCCCCUCCUCCUCGGGCGGCUCCGCCUCCUCGCCGACGCCGUUCAGCCGGGACAGCGCGCCGCCGCAGCCAGCCAUGGCGCCACAGCCGCACCAGCAGACGCCGCGCGCGGGGAGCAGCGCCGGCCACGUGGUGGUCAAGAGCAGCACCAGCAGCUGCAGCAGCAGCAUCCUCGCCGUGCCGCCGGAGAAGGCUGGCGGCCGGGGACAGCAGCCGCAGCCGGAGGAGGCGAGGGCGGCGGCCGGCAACAACAGCCAGCUCUACCACAUGAUGUCGGAGAGGAAGAGGAGGGAGAAGCUCAACGACAGCUUCCACACCCUCAGAUCACUCCUCCCACCAUGCUCCAAGAAGGACAAGACGACGGUGCUGAUCAACGCGGCGAAGUACCUGAAGACGCUGGAGGCGGAGAUCACGGGGCUGGAGGGGAAGAACAGCAAGCUGGAGCAGCACAUCGACGGCGGCGGCGGGCUGGACGCCGCGAUGAGGGCUCGCCGGGCGCAGCAGCGGGCCAAGGUGCAGAUCAGCAAGGAGGAUUCGCCGGAGCAGCAGCUGGUUAACCUGACGGUGAUGGUGAUGGUGGAGUGCGACGUGGUGGAGCUGGUGCUCCACAUCCUCGGCUGCCUCAGGUGGAUGAAGCACGUCAGCGUCCUCUCCGUCGACGCCGACACCUACUCGCCGCAGCUCCUCCUCAAGGCCAUCGCCAGCAUCAAGCUCCACAUCAUGGGAGGAGAUUGGAACGAGGCGUCGUUCCACGAGGCGAUGACGAAGGCGGCGAACGACGCGACCCUUUCCUGCGCCCCUCACCGGCUCGCGCUCACAGCGUAGCCAGCGGCGGCGGCGGCGGCGGUCACCACCGGCCGGUUCAUCUCGUCCUCUCUCUCUCGCGCGCGCGCAGCCAUUGUUGAACGUUGAAGCAGUAAAAAAAACAGUGUGUGUACGUACACGUACGCCGGACGGACGGAUGGACGACGGUGACACGAUCUGACCGAGGAUGAAGAUGAUCGAGAGGACACACUCUGCAAGCAAAGAGGAAAGGAGAAUUAGUUUUAAGGUUUGGGGUUUUGGUUAAUUAUUCAGUGCUAGCUAAGCUAGAUUAGAAGUAGUUGUACAUGCAGUGGACCAGUCGUGCCCUAGUGCAGCCACAAGCUAGGUUGCCGGUGACGGCGCUUCAUUUGCUACCUAUAUAUUCCAAACAAACCAACUUCUGGGGAUUUACCUGAACACCUCGGUGUUCAGGUUUAGUAUUAGAAGUUGGUUUUUUGAAUGAGGUGUACUCGUCUAGUUGACUAUUUAGGGUUACUGCGCAUAUAUACGGAGAGCUGUUAUUGUUGUGUGAUGGUUUGGCGUGCAGAACUAUAUGGAUAUUGGUAGUUACGUGAGAGGUUCAUGUACAUAUGUAAAUAUGAAGGGAAACGGAUUUUGAAAUCAUGAGCGGAUAUCCACUUGUCCCUUGUAAAUAGUUAUAGUGAUAAAUUAAUAUAUAUAGGG